GUAUCCGGUAAUAGGCCUAUAUAGACUAUUCGAUCAAACAAAUCAUAGAUACUCUGCAAUAUUAUUUUUAAGACAGUCUACGAUAAAAAUUGACAUAAGUUCAAUGAAGACAGAGAGUGUGGCGCAAAACAUUCCGUUCGUCGGCAGAAAGCGAAGUCUGAUCGAAGAUGCCCGGAAAGAGCGCGCCAGCGGUUCAUCUUCCCCUGGCCCAUCGCGGGGCGGUGAAAACUUUGUGUUUGAGGAAAAGGAAGGAACAGUGACACUGAACAUUCUUUUCGCACUCAGCCAUGAGAAGAAUGCAGGGUUCUUUAAAACUGGCAAAGUCUUUGAGACGUUUGAAGCUAAGCUUCUGCAUAUUGAGAGCCGACCAGGGAGGAAGUCUAAGAACAGUGGCUGUGAUGAUCUGGAGUUCUUUAUGAGGUGUGAAGUGCACAUCUCGGACACAGACAUCUUCAUCAACUCACUCAAGAGAGUCGCCGACGACGUACGCACCAUCCCAGAGGAAAAAGUUCCCUGGUUCCCCAGAAAGAUCAGAGAUCUGGAUAAAUGCAACCUGUUGAUAACGAAAUAUGACCCAGAUAUGGACCAGGAUCAUCCAGGAUUCAGUGAUCCAGAAUACAGAAAAAGAAGGUGCUUCAUCGCUGAACUUGCAGCAAAUUACAGACAGGGGGAACCAUUACCCAGAGUGGAGUACACACCAGAGGAGGUGGCCACAUGGAAAGAGGUGUACCGGACCCUGAGGACCAUCUACCCUGACCUGGCAUGCAGACAGUUCCUGGGUGGGCUGCAGCAGCUGGAGCGGGAGUGUGGCUACGGAGAGGACAGUAUCCCCCAGCUCCGGGAGGUCUCUGCCUUCCUCAGAGAGAAGACAGGCUUCCAGCUGCGUCCGGUGGCAGGGCUACUCUCCGCCAGAGACUUCCUAGCUAGCCUGGCCUUCAGAGUGUUCCAGUGUACCCAGUACAUCCGCCACGCCUCCGCACCCAUGCACUCCCCGGAGCCAGAUUGCUGUCAUGAGUUACUCGGCCAUAUUCCUAUGCUUGCAGACAAAGAAUUUGCCCAGUUUUCCCAGGAAAUUGGCCUAGCCUCACUGGGAGCAUCAGACGAGGAUAUUGAGAGACUCUCAACUUUGUACUGGUUCACGGUGGAGUUUGGACUGUGUAAGCAGAAUGGAACUGUGAAGGCAUAUGGUGCCGGCCUCCUGUCCUCAUAUGGAGAACUCAUUUAUGCUCUCUCUAACGAACCUGAGUACAAGCCAUUCAACCCAGAGGAGACAGCAAUCCAGCCUUACCAGGACCAGACUUUCCAACCUGUCUACUUUGUCUCAGAAAGCUUUGAGGAUGCCAAGAUUAAGAUGAGGCGGUACUCGUCGUCCAUCCAACGGCCCUUCUCUGUCCGGUACGACCCAUUCACUUGCAGCCUGGAGGUUCUGGACCAACCCAGUAAGAUCCAGCAUGCCCUAGGCCAGAUGAGAGACGACCUGAAGAUACUCCAAAGUGCCCUGGAGAAACUGGGCUGAGGGCCUCAACACUGAGCCAGAGACUCAGGGAGUGAAACUGAUACAUACCUCUGGAGGGGUGGAAAGGGGAAGCCAUUUUGGGUCUUUAAAAGUGCAAUCUGUCAUUUCUCUGUGUGGCCAUGGGGCCAAAUGCACAAACAAUCAAUGCUCAAAUUGCACAAAAUACAGUAGUUCCAUUUAAGGCAAUCAGUUGAAUAUCCACCUCUUCAAUCCUGCUGGGCUAAUACUUGCAUUAUUAUUAUUGUAUUUUUUAGAGACUAAACUAGAUUUAGCAUUUAAAAAUGGAUGUGAAAUACUGUGUAUAUAUUUAGUUAACUGAAAAACAUAAUUUAUAUUUACAUGCAAGAUUCAUUAAUAUUUCCUGGUUGAGUGCAUGUAUUGAUAUGUACAGUGACGUUAUACAUGUAUUGUGAGGAGAAUGUACAAAGUAAUACAUUUUAUUUUUUUCAGUCCAAUCACAAAGGGCAUGAAAGAGAGAGACACACACAUGGGGGUAGGAAAUGUACAGGCUGAAUAUGUCCGAGAAUGUUUAUCUUAGUAGAGAGAUUACAGAGAAAAACUUUAGAAUGCAUGUGUAAAAUAGUGAUCAGAAAGAGAGCAUGGAGGGAGAUCAAGGAAAGAGACAAAAAAGUAUACAAAGUCUGUGCAUUUGCGUUUGAGAGAGCAAGCGAGCAAGAGACAGAGCGAGAGGGAACAUGAACAUCAAAGAGGGUGGGAGUACUACAAUAUAAGCCCAUGUGCCACUGCCUCCCAUUCCAAACCAACUGUUUCCAUUUAGAAAAUUCUUGGAACCCAUUUGUCUUCACGUGUUAUUAAGUAAAGGGAAGGAGCUAAUUAUGAAUGAUUUAAAUAUCAUGUUUCCUCAGCUGGCUACUGUCAGAGCCAGUACUGAGGCCCAGUGGAUCUAAAGCUGGACUUGGUCACACAGACCUCACAGUAUAACACUACACAGUCAGUAGGGUUUCACAACUGGCAUGAUAAACUCUCUCCAUCGCCUCUCUCUUCCUCUCUCUACCUGUGGGUUCAAGGGGUAAUAGAUGCCUUGUUUCUGUAUCAGUGACAAUGUGUCUGCACUAGAGUUCACCCGUAUUCAUUUUAAAGCCAGAACGCAAAUUGGUUCAUAGAUCUACUCCGACUGUAAAACAUCAUGAUGUACACAGUGGCUGUGAAAGCCUCCGACCACCUAGAGUGGGAGGCCUUCCUGUUCAAUUAUUCCAGUGUAAAUCAAACAUGGUUCACUUUACUCACAGAGAAACACAACCUCUCCAGUGGAGAGAAAAUGGUGCACAGAGCCGAAGAUUGAUCUACAAUACCGCUCGACUUGAGUGCAGCAGUGCACACAUAUCCACUUGCUUAACCCAAAUUCAAACACUUAAUAAUUUUGCAUCUCUCAGCUUACAUCCAGCACAGCUCGAAUCCAAAAAUCCCCCCCCCCCCCCCCAGAAAAUCACAGACCACUGGGAUCCAAAUCUGCUGAGGCCCCUAAACACAAAAGGGGUUGCCAUGACGAUACGAUAACCACUACUGGUUCCAAGCAAAAUUAUCCUGCCUCACAUACUAACCACAAAUCCCCCAAUGAUGUACAGUAUCAUCCUGCCUUCAGAAUUUAAGUGUUUCCUAAUGUCAUGGACCAUCGUUACCUUGGCACGCUAGCCUCCCCAGACUCAAAAGGAUGGGUCAUUGGGGUUCACAGAGUCCUCGCUGAAGACAUAGAUGAAGCACAGAUCAUGGACUGUUUUUUGCCGCAUUCAUAAACAAAAAAAUGCUGCUAAACACAAUGAUUACUGCACAGAGACACUUGAAAUUAAACAAUGACCAAAAUGAUCCAAUUUACAUUUUGUGUAACCCACUGUACCGAGUGCUCUAAUGAUUUAUCGUAGUCACAUUUAGUCUGUAUUGUAAUGCUUUGCAGCCUUUUCUCUCAACUGCCCUCAUCCAGAUCAACACAUUUCCACUUCAGGCUGAUUUUACAUCGUGUAGGCCUAAGAAAAUCCCCAGGAGAUUAAAAGAAAGUAUU
Molecule: messenger RNA, 3533 nt
Organism: Oncorhynchus mykiss (rainbow trout)
Lineage: Eukaryota; Metazoa; Chordata; Actinopteri; Salmoniformes; Salmonidae
Source: RefSeq, a predicted model, not a curated record